Nakaseomyces glabratus is the source of this 2031-nucleotide messenger RNA. It is a transcript of the gene ZIP2, whose product is annotated as Zip2p. NCBI's taxonomy places the organism in Eukaryota, Fungi, Ascomycota, Saccharomycetes, Saccharomycetales, Saccharomycetaceae. The record is from RefSeq and is a predicted model, not a curated record.
AUGUGUAUACCUGAAAAUAUGUGGACUCCUCCAACUCUGCCUUUGCCGCUGCAGAGUUUCCCUAAAGAGAAUAUACCGAUAGAUAAAAGAACCCAAAAAUGUCUGCUGCAAAUAAAAAAACUCUGUUCUACUCAGUUCAGCCUCAAUAAAGAAUAUAAGAGCACAUUUAACUUGAUUGAUUAUAAAUUGCAAAGAAUAAUUCAGCCACACAAUUUAUCUGUGAAUCCCAUAAAUAGCUUCUGGCCCCACACUGUUGAGAGGCUAGUUGUACCCCCAAUAUACUAUGAGAUGUUAUCCAAUCAGCAAAUAUACACUCUUGAUUAUCUUCAAAUAAACCCACAAUACCAUAUACCCAUAAAAUCUGUUCAGAAGUCUAAACAAAAAGCAUUUCAGUUAAAUUUGCUUCCAUUACCGCGGCAAAAAUUUAGGCAAAUACAGUUAGAAAGUUACAUGCCUUCAAAACUGGAAUCUAAAAUGACUUCUAUCUGUGAGGAAUCGUUACCAAAAACAGUUAUAUUUGAUUAUCAUGGGUACUUUGAUUUAAAACAGAAACUCCUAACGAGUAAUACUCUUUUAACUGCUAGACUCAAUCCAAUUUCCACAUCAGCUGGUUGUAGACAAAAAUUAAAGUUCACUACUCAUUGGCCAAGUUGGACAAUAGAAAUAAAUACUGACAUAUCAAACAUUAGCAGAUUACAUAAGGUAUUAUUCGAUGAAAAUUUUAAUAAAAUUGAACUGUUUAAACUGGCUUCAUGUAAUCUAAAAGUUGAAAGAUCAACUAGGAUAAAGAAAAACCACAUUGCAACAUGGAAACUAGACAAAUUGCAAUUGAAGGAGUUAGAUUGGGACCCACUAAAAAAACUUAAAGCUUACAGUGUACAAAAAAAAAUUAACUGUGAUGAAGUACACGCCCAAGCAACAUUCAUCAUUACACCCUUAAAGCUUGUGUUAAUGCCAAUAAACAGUUCAGAAAUACACAUAUUACAGAAUAAUUAUGGAAAUAUUGUGAUAUCAGCCAAAAGUUUUGGAAAUUUACAACCAAAAAAUACGAUAGAAUCUUCGCAAGUAAGUAACAAUAAUACUAAACUUUUAAAAGAGGCCCGCACUACGGGUAGUUCGAUGUCGGAUAGGAGCACUUCCAUUACUUCAUAUAAAUGUUCGUCUUUGGUACCCGAGAAGAGAAGCCUAUUGGAUUCAAACUUAAUAUCAAUCGUACAGUUGAAGAAAUUAAGAACCAGUUAUCCGCAGUCAACUGAAUCGCAUUCAGGUGAAAUGAGUCUACUACGCUUGCUUCAUUCUAACUCUUGCAAAACCGAGAUACAACAAAUUGACACAUGGUAUGAUACUGCAAAAUUAAACACAACGCCAAAAACCACAUCAUUUAAACUAGAAGGUCAAGAUAUAAAGAAAAAAGUAAGCAUUAUCGCUAAUGAAUAUGACAUUUCAACAACAUACCAAAUAACAAGAUUAUUACGCGAACGGCAAUAUAGUAAUAUCGAAGAAUACAGAAUAAAAUUACCAUGCCAUUUUAUAUUAUCCUUCUCUUCAUGUUUAUUGUUGGUUGAAAUUUCAAAAGUAUUUCAAUGCAUUACUGCAGGUGAGUUAUUUUUAGAGAGAACAUUAUCAAUUCUUAUAAAACAUUUUAGAGUUGUACAUGUUUUUAUCGAAUAUGAACCGAACACAGAACUGUAUGAUAAAGACAUAUUCUGGAAAGCUAAAUUAAUACUAAACAACCCACAGGUGAGAACAAUAUUCAUACCGAAAUUCUCAAAUAAUUUGACAACCUGGAUGCUGAGAGUUACUACGAUACAGGGACAGAAAUUUCAAGAAAUGGUGAAGGAUAAUACAUUAAGUCAUUUUAAUAUCAACCCAUAUCAGGAAUAUCUAAUACAAGAAAAGUUAAGAGAAUCCAGUCCGUCAAGGCUAAUAGAAACCCUAGUCUUUGGUGACCAUGUUUUAGAUGGAAUCUUAACUCCAAUUCACAUCAACAGUUUGAAAAUAUUUGCGAGAGAAAACUGGCAUUUGACAUAA